Messenger RNA from Cherax quadricarinatus, 5194 nucleotides. The record is from RefSeq and is a predicted model, not a curated record. Lineage: Eukaryota; Metazoa; Arthropoda; Malacostraca; Decapoda; Parastacidae.
CGGGAGGUGUCAGUGGCCCUAUAAAACAACAACAACAAUAACAACACCUAUUGGUUUGCCCAGGAUGAACACAGGACUUCAGAGACCAGAGAGCCAUCGUCCAGUGUUAGAGUGCAACGCUCCCUCAGUUUUACCUAGAGGCAACCCAAAGAAAAAAAUGCAUUUGCCAUCAAUUGUGCCCAGACUGUAAUGAUGAACCACCAAACCACAACUUUCCAGCCGUCUUGGCAAAAAAAAAAGAUCAUCACUACGUUAUCUACAGAAGAUGAAGUGUGUCCGUUCUGUUGUCGGCGUUCCACAAGUUUCCUGAGUAAAUUUUCUUGUUUUUCAAAAAGAAAUUUAAUGUUUAAAUAAUAGGCAUCUUAUGUUUGGUAAUUAUAGUAUACAAUCGAAGUGACAGUUUAAUUUGCCAUUUAUAAUGGAUGAACAUUUUCGGUGGGAUUAUUUGUUUACAACAUUUAAUAUAUGUAUAAAAAUCAACAUAGGUAUAGUUAUAGCACAUCUUUGUAAGUAUCAAGUGUAGAUGCUGCCAUAAAAUACUAUUGGAAACCUGGAAGCUAUUGAGUCUAUAUAUAGCAUUUCAAUGGAACACACUGAAGCGCCGUGUCAAAAACACUUGUACAAACAUAAAACACAGUGCUUGUGCAAGCCUGAAGAGCAGUGUCAAAAAACCUGUGUGAUCCCACUAACAGUUCUUAUAAAUGCAAUGAAUGUAGUGCUUGUUUCAGUCGCUACACGCUCCUCACAGCCCAUCAAAAGAAACACAGGGAAGGUCCACCAUAUAUUUGUGAUGACUGUAGCCACAGCUUUGAAAAUGAAGAUGACUGGUUAGACCACAAAGAAGUUGGAUGCACAGCAAAAGAUGUAAAACGUAUGCAAUCCCAACGAUUGUAUUAUGAUGUAAGGUGGAAAAAUGCAUGCAACAGAGUACGUGAGGAAAAACGCCACAAAUGUCACCAUUGCUCGAAGUCUUUUAAAUCCGUGGCCACAAGAAACGACCAUGAGAGAAAUAUACAUAAAGGAUUACGGCCCCAUAACUGUGAUGAAUGUGGAAAGCAGUUCUAUAGGAAGUUUAACCUUGCUGUGCAUAAAAGGAAGCAUAGCUCAGAUCGUCCAUAUGAAUGCAAAAUAUGUCACAAAAGAUUUAAGGCUUCUGUUAAUGUUAAGAUACAUAUGGAGAUUCAUUCAGACAGAAAACCAUACAUGUGUGAAAAUUGUGGAAAGGUGUUUAAAACUCUCACUGUCUUAGAGGGUCAUCGUACAAUUCACACAGGGGAAGCCAAGUUCAUGUGUACUGUAUGUGGCAAGUGCUACCGCUACAGAGCAUCAUUGUUCAUACACAUGCGUACUCACACUGGACAAAGGCCUUUUAAUUGUACUCAUUGUAGUGCCUCAUUCAUGGUUAAAAGUCACCUCACAGAACACUUAAGAAUACACACAGGUGAACGCCCCUUUGAGUGUGAGUUCUGCUCUGCACGCUUUUCAAGAUCUAUCAGUCUGAAAAAGCAUUUAAAAUCCCAUAUACGAGCAGGACUUGAAAUCAAUUUGGAUAGAGCAAUGUACAAUGCUAAGAUACAAGCACACAUUACUCCCAGAGAGUCUUGCCUUGUUGCAAGUGAUGAUCUCCAGAUGAUCCCAAAAGUGCCACAUGACAUUAAGGACAGUAAAUUUGUCUUGAAAAAGAAACACGACUCAAUUAAAUCUUUUAAAGAGAGCAUAAUAUUAUAUACUGAUCUGGCCAAAGAGGAAGAGGCUUUGCUUGUCACAUUAACAAGCAUUGGAGACGGAAGCACGUGUGUCCAUAAAAUUAACAGACUAGUAACACUCUCAAACAGAUCACAAGAAUCCAUAAUAAAAAUUAAGAAUUCUGAGGAAGUUAGUAGCAUCAGUCAGGAUCAGGAAGUGCUACUUAUGAACAGUUUUGAGAACAAUGAGAGAUUUCAUUUUGCAGAUUUGCCUCAAGUUGGUAAUAGCCAAGAGGAUGUUGAUACAUUACCUGUCAUGUGCCUGCCUGAUACCUCUUGUAGCAGGAAUGCUACUGAAGAACCUGUGAUACCUGACCAUUUAUCAAAUUAUGAAUGUUAUACAGAGAAGGCAAGUAUAGAUUCUCAGUUAUGCAGUGAGUGGAUAGUACCCCAGAAUGUUAUUAAUAAUGCAGUACCUAGGUCUGAUGCUAUCAGUGACUUAUGCCCGACAUCCGUCCAACAAGAAGAUAUGCAAAUUUAUGGCAUGGAUUCUGUGAGACAGGAAAGCAUUAUCACCUUUUCUUCAGCUACAGAAAUAGAAUAUGUUGAUUCAGAAUACAGUGGGAAGACUACUGGUACAAGCCUUAAUAAUAUAUCUUUCAAAAAUGAAGAGGAGAUACUCAUGGAUAAUAAAAUUAAAACUAUCUUAUUAAAUCAAGAUAUUUCAAUUGUUAGUGACAUAAAUAGUGGUGAUGGAGAGAAACCAUCUAAUACUAGUCAAUUACUUGCUCAGUUAGAUGAAUCCCAAACUGCACAUGCACCUCAUGGUAAUACAACAGUCCGACGUCACAAGAAUAAAAGAAAACCCCUGAGGAAAUGCCGAUACUGUGAUGUAUCAUACAGAUAUGUUACCCUGCUUGAAGCUCAUGAAGCCAAGCAUGAGUUGCAAACCAAACAAUCUGUGAUUUCAGUAAGCGAAAAUGAAUCUGGGAAGAUGUCCACAGGGCAUCGUGUUCCCCCAUCCCAGCAACAGCAUUAUCUAUAUCAGUCCACCAGCCAAGAAGAUUUACCUUUCAAGUGUGAAAAAUGCAACUCUUCUUUUUCAUUUAGGAGUGAGCUUAGAAAUCACGUAAAAUUGCAUUCUAGGAAGUAUAGCUUUACGUGUAAGAAAUGUCAUCAGGCUUUUCAGCAAGAAAUAUUUUUAGUAAAGCACCAGUGUGGACGAUCAUUUCAGAAUGUCCUUACCACCUCCCACGUCGGUCAAUCAGCUCAAGAUAUCCCUGAAAUUGCAAAGAAGAAAUCUGAAAAUGAAUUAAAAUUUAAGUGUGAUAAAUGUGAGAAGGAAUUCUUUAAAGAGUUUAUAUUUAAGGUUCACUAUAGAAAACACUCGGGCAAAAGACCAUUCAAAUGCAAAGAUUGCAAGAUGAUGUUUAUUUCUGCUACACAUCGUAGAGUUCACAGAAGAAUUCACACAGGUGAACGACCAUAUAUAUGUAAACGUUGCAAUAAAGCAUUCAGAUAUAGAAAAAAAUUUCUCCAUCAUAUAAAAAUAUGCCAGGAAGUAGAAGUAAUGGAAACAGGGUCAUACAGAGGUAACCAAAAUGAGAUGACAAAUUUAAAAUCAAGUGGAAAUGUCUCAGAUAUUAAAGUUUGUGAGACAGUUGCCCCCCCCAGAAAUAAUUUUUCAUUGCAUAGAAUUAAGGAGGAACCCAAGGAAGAGUAUCAUAUUAAACCUGAGCUGCAAAAAACUGAAGAAAGAUGCAGCAUUAAAAUGGAGGAACACGUAGAUAUUUUUGAUGUUAGUGUAAUUCGGCAUGAAAAAAGUUUGUGUGUAAAACAAGAAAGCAGCUCUGGUGUUCAUCAUUUACAUGAUAAAGAGACAGAAAAUGUACAAACAAACAGAGAUAUUACAGAUGAAUUACAGAUCUGUGAAUCAUCAGAGACUGUAGAUGAUGUACAUGUAGAAGUACCUUUGGAAUUUCAAAUUCAGAAGAAAAAAUUUGAGGGAUUACUGAGGUGCAGUCAUUGUCCUAAAGUAUUUAGAUUUCAAAGUACUUUAAAUACUCAUGAAAGAAGUCACACUGGUGAGAAGCCAUUUGGUUGUUCAGUGUGUGAGAAAUCCUUUUCAAAAAAGAGUAACAUGAUCAUUCAUAUGAGGGUUCAUACAGGUGAACGGCCCUUCUUAUGUGAUCAUUGUGGUAAAUAUUUCACUUAUAAAUACAGUUUAAAUGCACAUAAGCGGCUUCACACACAAGAGCGACCAUUUAUAUGUGGUGUUUGUGGGAAAAGUUUUAGAUAUGAAGCUAGCAGACAUGUGCAUCUGAAGAGACAUGCUGGUGACAAGGCAUUUAAGUGUGAUCUUUGCCCUAAAGCCUUUGUCACAAAAAUUGACAUGGAAGAUCACAGACGAAGACACACUGGUGAAAAGCCAUACAGAUGUGAACAUUGUGAUCGCAAGUUUGCUGUUCGUCAUCACCUGACUGAACACCGGAGGUUACACACUGGUGAGAAACCUUUUAAGUGCCAAUACUGCACAAUAACUUUUGCUCAACCUAGAAGUCAAAAGAUCCACAUGCAGAAACAUCUGAAAAUGUUAGGACAGUUUUUAUGAGCUAUCUUUGUGUUAAAGCAAAACAGGAUUGACUUUCUUCAUAUUGAAGAAAUUGACUUGAGUUUAGACUCACAAAAUCAUAACAACACAAUUGCAAACAAACCAUUUUCGUGGAGUUUUACGACUCUCGCCAUGGGUUCUAAUCACACCUGUCCCCUGGGUUGACUUGGAUUUACCUAUAAUGUAAUUUUUUUGUAUUUAACACUCUGACCAUCUCCCACUGAGGUACCUUUGAUAUACCUUACCUUUGAUGAGUUUUGAGAGUCUUUCUAUUGUAACAUUCUCAUCCCUCUAGAGAUUAAGAUUAAGAGUCUUUAUUUCAGCAUGAUACAGUGUUUGUACAGAGGUGAAUGACAUUUAUGUGUGCAUGCAGAAAGCCCCUUAACACGCAGAGCAUUUCAGGCAGUGCAGACACUGUACUAUACUGUACUUAAUGCCACAGGAAACAAAGACACAUUACACUUUAUUAUAUAAACUGCAUUAAAAUAGAAAAAAUGCUAUGCAUGCAUAAAAAACUCACCUACACACAGUGCUCUACCUUAACCCUUAAACUCUCCAAACAUAGAUCUACGUUUGCAUGCGUAGUGCUCCGACCUUGAUUUUCUCCAUAAGAAACAAUACAAAAAACGUAGAUCUACGUUCGGAGCGCUUCACGAGCAAAUGUAGAUCUACGUUUGGACAGUUUAAGGGUUAAAUACAAACACAGAGACUGCACACUCGGUAAGCUUUCAAAAACAGUGAAAAGGAGACUCCUUUUAACUCUUAAUAAUAAUUAUCUACGGUAUACAGUGUUUUCCACUUAAUAAUGCAGUAUUAGCUUGGCUACACUUAAAAGAGAAUUUUGGGCUUGUGUAAGCAAAUAAAUAAUGUGCUUGAGAUGAUCAUCAGUUUUAUUUUU